This is a messenger RNA of Chelonia mydas (Green sea turtle), 2626 nucleotides long. RefSeq names its product FEZ family zinc finger 2 (gene FEZF2). Gene Ontology annotation, cellular component: nucleus. The coding region runs from base 945 to 2246 and encodes 433 amino acids. NCBI's taxonomy places the organism in Eukaryota, Metazoa, Chordata, Testudines, Cheloniidae. The record is from RefSeq and is a predicted model, not a curated record. The transcript has 5 exons.
ACGCCCCGCCGUUGCAAUGAGGUGGUGUGGCUUCUAAACGAAAUUCAGCUGAUGAAAAGGGGGCGAGUCACCAGCCCCAAAGCAGAGGGUCCUUCAUCCCAGUGGGGCACCGCUCAGAGCAGGAAAUUUGCAAAACCCCUUCUCAGGCGGGCGAUGCCCCGUUUCAGACGCAAAAGCCCCAGCCCGGUCUGAUGUGCGGGCCACGCCGGACCAGUGUAUUUAAGGUUAAUCGCCGCGUUACACGGGGAGGAGAAUUAAACUUAGUUUAAUUAACAUUAAUACACCGCCCUAAUUAAUGGGCUGGCUAUUAAUUUCGACAUGCCGGGGAGGCUCGCAGAGAAGUGACAAUUUAUUAAUGAUCUGCAAUGGAGCGGAGCGCAGAUGGGUUGCCAGAAUAACUCGAGCAUGCUUGUGGGGUGUGUGUGUGUGUGUGCGUGCGUUUUUUAAACAACCCUCCUCCUUUUUUUUUUUUUAAAGUCCUGCCGCUCCCUCCCAGUGGCUUUUCUAACCCGAGCACUCGCUACUGCGCUUCUUUCCACCCGACUUGUGAAUCGCACUUGCCUUCUAAUUUGCCACAUGCAAAACGAUUCCUCUGCUUUGCAAGUUGCUUUUGCUUCCCCCCCCCCCCUUCGCCUUAAAGGCUGGCGGAUAAAUUCUGUGCCUUAAACUGGCAGGAGGGAAGGAGGCGGCCCGCUGCACCCCAGCCCGGCGCUGGGGCUCGGGGAGGCUGCACCGUGGCCUCCCCAUGUCAUUCUGCUUGAAGUGACUUCGUGUGAUGUCAGCUUUCAAUGUCAGAGCCAGCGAGCUGACGCUCGGGAAGAUGUUGGCUAUCAAAAUGUGACCGUGUGGCCACUCUGCGCUGCUGGGACGCGUCUCGUCGGUGCUGGGCAAAGAGCUGAGACCGGGAGCGCCCAGCCGGGCUCGCUGCUCGCCUCCUGCCCGCCAUGGCGAGCUCGGCGGCCGUGGAGACGGUCAUGCCCUCCGCCUGCCCGCGCCACGAAGGCAGGAGCGGCGCCUCCAACCCCUCCAAGACGCUGGCCUUCUCCAUCGAAAGGAUCAUGGCCAAGGGCGCCGAGCCCAAGCCGGCCUUCGAGCCCAGGCCGGGCGGGCUGGAGCCCGAGCCGGGCAAGAAGAGCCUCAGCCUCUGCCCGCCGCUCCCGUGCGUGCUCCCCGUCCAGCCGCUGGCCUACGAGGUGCACUCCAAGGCGCUGCUCAGCUACUCCGAGCUCUGGAAGGGCAGCGCCCUGCGGGGCCCGGCCGGGCUGUGCAAAGCCAGCUGCGGGGCGUGCUGCAAGGCGGAGCUCGGCCUCGGGCACUCGCUGCUGCCGGCCGGCCGAGUCAUCAAGCCCCAGGCCAUCAGCCAGGCGGCGGGGAUGCCCGCCCAUGGCUCCGUGUACUACUUCAACUACCUGGACUCCGCGUACCACCCCUCCGAGCUGCUCCCCGGCCAGCUCUUCCCCUCCAGCCUGCUGGGCGCCCAGCCCGCGGCCGGCCUCUCGGCGCACCACAAACUCUUCCUGCUGGAGAACGCCAAGCUGGCCGGGCUGGCGCCGGAGAAGUUCCCCAGCGCCCAGUACCCCCACAAGGAGCGGCUCCCCGGCCAGCUGGACCAGGUGAUGAAGGAGAACACGGCCCUGGCCGGGGAGAGGAACGGGGUGAAAAGCCACAGCAAAGUCAGCAGCUCCGCAGACGGCAAGCCCAAGAAUUUCACCUGCGAAGUGUGUGGCAAGGUCUUCAAUGCCCACUACAAUUUAACUCGCCACAUGCCGGUCCACACGGGGGCCCGGCCGUUCGUCUGCAAAGUUUGUGGCAAGGGCUUCCGGCAGGCCAGCACCCUGUGCAGACACAAAAUUAUCCACACGCAGGAAAAACCUCACAAAUGUAACCAAUGCGGCAAAGCUUUCAACAGGAGCUCCACGCUAAACACGCACAUUAGGAUCCACGCCGGCUACAAACCUUUCGUGUGUGAAUUUUGUGGAAAGGGGUUUCACCAAAAAGGAAACUACAAGAAUCACAAACUGACCCACAGCGGGGAGAAGCAGUACAAAUGCACCAUCUGCAACAAAGCCUUCCACCAGGUCUACAACUUGACUUUCCACAUGCACACCCACAACGACAAGAAACCCUUCACGUGCGGCACCUGCGGCAAAGGCUUUUGCAGAAACUUUGAUUUAAAGAAGCACGUCCGCAAGCUCCACGACAGCGCGACCCCGACGAAAGAGCUGCCCAGGAGUUUGCAAAGCUAAAAGCUCCUUUCGCCCCGCAGAGAUUUCAGCCUGGUUCCCAGAGCCCCGCGCUCUCUCUCCCGACCCGCCGCUUGCUUUAAAAACCAGCCUGGCAGGCGCCUAGCCCCCUGGAUUCCGAGUCGCAUUUGUAUAUAAGAGGAAACUUAUUUAAAACUCCUUUGCCACUCGGCUCCUGGGAUUUGGUUGUCUUGAGUGGAAGGGGGAAGAGGGGUUUGUUUUCACCUAACUUCUCCCAAGGGCCCACCUGUACAAUAUGUGCCGGCAGAGCGGUCUUUAUAUAUGUCUGUAAAAUUAAAUUCUAAUGUACAAUCGAAUAAGGAAUAUACAUAUAUAUAUAUAUGGGAUAAUAAAAAGUCAAUUCGGAGUCUUUUUUCGCCUUU